Messenger RNA from Arxiozyma heterogenica, 2394 nucleotides. RefSeq names its product trifunctional histidinol dehydrogenase/phosphoribosyl-AMP cyclohydrolase/phosphoribosyl-ATP diphosphatase (gene HIS4). Gene Ontology annotation, biological process: L-histidine biosynthetic process. Lineage: Eukaryota; Fungi; Ascomycota; Saccharomycetes; Saccharomycetales; Saccharomycetaceae. Gene Ontology annotation, molecular function: metal ion binding; histidinol dehydrogenase activity; NAD binding. Bases 1 to 2394 code for a protein of 797 amino acids. Gene Ontology annotation, cellular component: cytosol; cytoplasm. The transcript has a single exon. The record is from RefSeq and is a predicted model, not a curated record.
AUGUUGUACCCAAUUUUGCCAUUAUUUGGCACAGAUUACAAAUCUGUUCUUAAUAAAAACCCAUUCUUAUACUUAACUCAAAGAGCUGUAAUCGAUACUACCCAAUUAAACUCUGUUAAUUCCAUCAAGCAGUUCAUUAACGAUUCCAGAGAAAGAUUUAACUCGAUUGAUAUCUUAAUAAAAAAUGCUAAUCAAUUCAAUGAAGAUCAAUUAAUCGAAUUGUUAAAUAACGGAGUCUCCAAAAUUUUCACUUUAGUAGAAUUACCAACAUCCAACACUAUCCCGCAGACUAGAAUCAUAUCUAAUGUCCCAAAGUCUCUAGCUCCAGCUAAAAAUCUCACUUUAAACAAGUUUGUAUCCUGUCUCAUUGAUUCAAUUAAAACUGAUAGACCAGACGGUUUAUAUACUACUUUAGUAGUGGAUUCUAAUGAAAGAAUCCUAGGUUUGGUCUAUUCUUCGAAAGAGUCUAUCCAAUUGGCUGUUGAAAAACAGGUAGGUAUCUAUUAUUCUCGUUCAAGAAAUGGGAUCUGGGAAAAAGGCGCCACUUCAGGUAAUACUCAACGUCUAUUAGCCAUUGAUAUCGAUUGUGAUGGUGAUGCCUUGAAGUUUGUUGUAGAACAAAAAGGAGAUGGUUUCUGUCACUUAACCACCGACUCGUGUUUUGGUGAUUUCAAGUAUGGUCUAUAUGAAUUACAGUCACUUUUACAAGAUAGAAAGGCUAAUGCUGUUCCUGGCUCUUAUACAAAUAGAUUGUUUAGCAAUACUACCUUAUUAAAUGCUAAGAUUGUUGAGGAAGCUGAAGAAUUAACUGACGCAAAGAGCAAAGAUGAAAUCGCUUGGGAAGCUGCUGAUUUAUUCUAUUUUGCCUUAACCAAAUUAGUAGCUAAUAAUGUCUCUUUAUCUGAUGUGGAAAGAAAUUUGGCCUCUAAGCAUUUAAAAAUUACUAGAAGAACUGGUGAUGCUAAAGAAAGAUAUCUGACCAAAGAGAAGGAAAAAGAUGUUAAAAGAAGAAAGAUUGAACAACAACAAAAACAACAACAGCAAAAUAAUACUGAUGAUCUAAUUAAUUUACACGUUGUCAAAUCUAAUGAUUUGGAAGGUGUCACUAAAGCUGUCACUAGACCAAUCCAGAAGACAGCUGAUAUCAUGCAUUUGGUUAAUCCAAUCAUCGAAAAUGUUAGAAGUAAAGGUGACCAAGCAUUAAUUGAGUAUACUGCAAAAUUCGAUGGGGUUGAAUUAAAGAAACCUGUCCUUGAAGCACCAUAUCCAGAAGAAUAUUUUGAGGGUUUAACUCAGGAAAUGAAAGAUGCUUUAGAUUUAUCCAUUGAAAAUGUUCGUAAAUUCCAUGCAGCCCAAUUACAAACCGAACCACUAAUUGUAGAGACACAACCCGGUGUUGUCUGUUCAAGAUUCCCAAGACCCAUUGAAAAAGUUGGUCUAUAUAUUCCAGGUGGUACUGCCAUCUUACCAAGUACCGCAUUAAUGUUAGGUGUUCCAGCACAAGUGGCUGGUUGUAAAGAAAUCGUAUUUGCAUCACCACCAAGAAAAUCCGAUGGGAAAGUGUCUCCUGAAGUGGUCUAUGUGGCAUCUAGGGUGGGUGCGUCUAAGAUUGUGCUAGCUGGUGGUGCUCAAGCUGUAGCUGCCAUGGCAUAUGGUACUGAAUCUGUUCCAAAAGUAGACAAGAUCCUAGGUCCAGGGAAUCAGUUUGUCACAGCUGCCAAGAUGUAUGUCCAAAAUGACACCCAAGCAUUAUGUUCUAUUGAUAUGCCAGCUGGUCCAAGUGAAGUUCUAGUCAUUGCAGAUGAAUUCGCGGAUGAAGAUUUCGUCGCUGCUGAUCUUUUAUCUCAAGCUGAACAUGGUGUUGAUUCACAAGUUAUCCUUGUUGGUGUGAAUAUCAGUGACUCAAAAGUUGCCAAGAUUCAAGAAGCAGUUCACAAACAAGCUUUACAAUUACCAAGGGUAGAAAUUGUCCGUAAAUGCAUUGCACAUAGUACUAUUAUCCUUUGUGACUCAUAUAAAGAAGCAUUUGACAUGUCAAAUAAGUAUGCACCAGAACAUUUAAUCUUACAAGUGAAGAAUGCUGACAAAUAUGUUGAUUUGGUCGAUCAUGCAGGCUCAAUCUUCGUUGGUGCCUACACACCGGAGUCCUGUGGUGAUUAUUCCAGUGGUACUAAUCAUACCUUACCAACGUACGGGUAUGCUAGACAAUAUAGUGGUGCUAAUACAUCAACAUUCCAAAAAUUCAUUACAUCACAAAAUGUUACACCUGAAGGGUUAGAUAAUAUUGGUAGAGCUGUUAUGUGUGUAGCAAAGAAAGAAGGUUUAGAUGGUCAUAGAAAUGCAGUAAAAAUUAGAAUGAGUAAAUUGGGAUUACUACCAAAAGAUUUUGUUUAA